AUGGGAAGAGUAUUAGAACGGAAAACUAUGAAAGAAAAGAAUUCUAAAACUUCAAUUACUGCAUUACAGGUCAAGUGGCCUUCUAACCCUGAGAAGAUAUUCAACAAGACAAAAUAUAGAAAAUAUAACCUGAAAAAUAGAAAUAGUUCCAAGCCUUGGGUCACCAAUACUAGCAAAUAUGAAUUUAUAGCUUCCAGACAUCUGAGUGUGGAUGAGAUUGAAUAUAGGGAGCUUAGAGGCCAGGAUGGUGAGACUACUAAGAUUACGUAUUGAAGGAACUAAAGAGAUUUGGCAGGAAGCUGUUGAUUUUAUCAGAAAUACAAAAUACAGGGAGGAAUUCGAAAGCAGUAGGGAAUGAGAUUAGGGAGGUCAGCAGGCAGAUAGGGAGUGUAGGAGAAAGCCUGGGGUGUCACUAGGAAAAUUAAAUGGUAGGCUUGUGGUGGGUUAACGGAAACUACUGGCAGACUAGGAGAGGGGGUAUCAUCACUUCUCCAUGGCUGCAAACGGCACUAUCUCACCAUUGCCCACUCCUUACCGAUUAAUUCACAUUACUCUUAUCUACCACCUCUACCCACUGUGAUUGUCAAUAUUAUUCAUUACACUACCCCUAUCCCCUCUAGAACCUUCAUAUAUUUUGCAUUGUCUUAUCCAAACACUGAAUCACUUUUAUUAUGAGCCUCUUGACAUAUCUAUGAUCAGCGACAACAUUUAAACCGUCUAACAUUGUGUAGGUCCCCCUCUUACUGCCAAAACAGCUCUGAGGAGUCGAGGCAUGGACUCCACAAGACCUUGUGUCCUGUGGUAUCUAGCACCAAGAAAUUAGCAGUGGAUCCUUUAAGUCCUGCAAGGUGGAAGGUGUGGCCACCAUGGAUCAGAUUUUUUGUUCCAGCACAUCCCACAGAUACUCAAUUGUAUAGAGAUCUAGGGAAUUUGAAGGCAGCACCUUGAACUCUUUGUCUUUUUCCUCAAACGAUUCCUGAAAUGAUUUUGUAGUGUGGCACGGUGCUUUAUGCUGUUGAAAGAGACCACUGCCAUCAGGGAACAUCAUUGCCAAAUGUGGUCGCCAACAAUAACUAGGUAGGUCAUACGUGUCAAAGUAACAUACACAUGAAUGUCAAGACCCAAGGUUUCCCAGGAAAACAUUGUCCAGAGCAUAACACUGCCUCCGUGGGCCUGCCUUCUUCCUGCUGCCAUCUCUUCCCCAGGCAAACAACGUUCAUGCAUCCAGUAAUCCAUAUGAUCUAAAAUAAAACCUGGUUCAUCAGACCAUGCAACCUUCUUCCACUGUUUCAUGGUCCAGUUCUGCAACACGUCCCCAUUGAAGGUGCUUUCGGCAGUGAACAGUGGUCAUCAUUGGCACUCUGAACAGUCUUAAGCAGCAAACUGUGUGUUCUGACACCUUUCUAUCAUGGCCAGCAUAAAGUUAUAAAAUAAAUUUGAGCUACACUAGCUAUUCUGUGUGAUCAAGCCAGAUAGGCUAGCCUUUGCUCCCCACAUGCAUCAAGCCUUUGGCUGACGCUGGUUCACUGGUUGUCCUUCCUUGCACCACGUUUGGUAUGUACUAGCUACUGCAUGCCGGUAACAACCUACGAAACUUGAGAUUUCGAAGAUGCUCUGAGCCAACCAACAAGCCAUCACUAUUUGGCCCAUGUCAAACUCACUCAGAUCCUAUCAUUUGCCCAUUAAACCUGCUUCCAACACAUGAAAUUCGAGAACUGACUGUUCAUUUGCUGCCUAAUAUAUCCCUCCCCUUGACAGGUGCCAUUGUAAUUAUAUAAUCAAUGUUAUUUACUUCACCUGUCAGUGGUUUUAAUGCUGUAGCUAAUCAGUGUAUGGUAUGAUAAUCUAACUCACAUCUCAUCUGUGAUAUUCUGCUUUCAUUAUGGGUAGAAAUGUUCUUGAUAAAGAGAACAAUUUCAAGUUAUUACAGUUCCAAAAUGCUCUUAAGCCCAUAAAAAUAUAAAGCAAUUGAAUAUUCUUGAAUAUUCCGAGCAUAAUGAGUCACAUUUGUCCUGGUUUGAAACUGUCAACAAAUGUAGGUUUAAUCAUUUAUCUUCUUACAUAUAGAAUAGGAAACAGUUGAAUAGGGAAUAGGUCAGUGAGGUGGGUAUUCAAUCUACAAAACAACAAAUGUCAAUGGAACAGGUAGACAUUCCAUCUACAUAUGGAAGAUGCGUAGGAUAACAAUGGUUUUUGUAAUGGAAAAAGUGAGUAUUUUCUUUCACAACAUUAACAGGGUUAUUCACUAAACUGAAUAUUUAGUGAAUUUAACCUUUUUAGCUUUAAAAAAUAACAAGAAACCUAUUUAAUUAGCAGAGAGAGGUGGGAGGGAGCACACAGUGAAAGAGGGAAGAAUUUUACUUCUGUUGUAAUUCUACUUCUGUUGAGCAUCCAUAUGCAGGACUGCGGUCACUUUGACAAAUUAUUCUUGUAGCGUAUCAAGGAACUUCUGGCACCGUAACCAUUACAGCUGCUAUAGUGGUUAUGGUGAUUGGAGUUUUCUUUUAGGAUAUUCAAUAAAGUAAUUAGAAUGAACUGAUUUUAAUAUACAUAUAGACAAUGUAAACACCCUCUGUAGCAACUUUAUUGGAUCCAUUUUAUCAUUACUGUAAAAAAAACUGAAAAUUAUGUGGCAGCAAUCAAUAUAUAAUGCAUAUAGACAUGGUAAAGAGGUUUAGAUAUUCUGCCAAACAUUAAAAAAUGGAGACUGACGAGGUGUUAUUCUUGGUACUAGAUAAGCGUUUUUCAUUCUCUCCACAACAGCUGACUUACUGGUAUUUUUCAAUAUAUGGUCUAUGCAGAUAGAGAAUUACAAUCAAUACAUUUCAAAGAAAAUUGUUUAGUAAAUAUAUAUAACUCAGAGAGUGACAGGUCCAUGGGUGAAAACACCAUGUCAAUAAUGAGAGGUGAUAGGAGAUUGUUAAAGCUGACAUACCAUAUGUACUUAUCCAUUCUUCACAACAGUGUAGUGCAGAAGAACAUCUGUGAGUGCCCAUUGUGUUCUGUAGGGCCGACAUCAGAAAAACAUGCCAGGUUUCAUUCCUUGUCAGCCAAGAAUAGUUAGAUAAGAUUACAGUGUUCAUGUGAUCAUUCAAACUGGCAAAUAAGAGACAAAAGUUGCCUGGUCUAAUUAGUGACAAUUCCAGAUCUAACUGGCAGAUUCAAAGGUCACAUGGCUCCUCAAUGGCGAUUGAGACAAGGCAUUCAGCAAAUAUAGUAUACAGUGAAAGCAUAAUGAAUUGGCAGAGGUACAGAGUUUCAAUCGGUUUCACAGUGUAGAAGCGCUUGCACAGCAGUCGUGUGUUCAACUGCAUGAUAAAAUUUUUCAUCAGAGUGGGCAGGUCCAGUGUGCAUGUACCUCUCCAGGAGAGUGGUAGGUGCAUUGCUAAACCUGGAAAUAAAAACUCUUUUAUAUGAAAUUUUCAAAAGGUAUACUAUACCUGACCUCACAACUUCUGAGGUGUUGCCGAAUCCCUUUAUGGCUCCAGGACCAGGAUAAACAAGAGUGGGGAUAGUGGGCAGCACUGGCGUGUGCCGGUUUUAGGUCAAAGGACUUCGUGGUGGCUCCAGGCAGUAUUGUUUGCACCCUGGGGUUUGUGUAAGGUGCUUGUUUCGCACUGACGAAGGCCGCUGGCAAUCCUAUCUCUGACAGGAGUCUGAAGAUGUAGUGCCAAUGGACUCUGUCGAACGUCUUCUCUGUGUCCAGGGAAAGGACCUCGGGCGUCCGAGACCUCCCCACCCACCAUAUCAGGUCCACAGCCCUACGUGUGUUUUCAUAUAGUUGUCGUGUGGAAACAAAGCCCACUUGGUCUGCGUGAAUAUAUUUAGUGAUGAGUGGAUUUAAGCGGGUGGCUAGCAUAGACUUUCAGGUCAUAAUUUAUGAGGGAUAUGGGGAGAUAAUUAUUUGGGACAUUAGUCCCAUCUCUACCCGGUUUAGAGAUUAGGGCUAUAUCUGCAAUGGCAAGGUCAGGGUUUGCUGCCUCUCCCUCCAUCUAUGUUUUAUACAUGUUGGUCAGAUGGGGCACCAAGUCCUUCUUGUAAUAGGUGCCAUCGAACCCGUCUGGUCCCAGUGAUUGCAGUAUUUCGCUGGAAGAGCUUUCUGGCGGUUUGCAGGUGGGUCCAGGCGCUCCGGCAGUGCUUGGUGAGUGUGGCCUAGUGGGGCUGUCAUUCCCUUGCACGCCAUGUGCUGCAGGCCUCUGCGAGUUAAGCAUGUCUGCCACUGAUGGCAUUUCUUUGUGGCUCUUUUGGCUGUUUUCCGGAUGGUUAUCAGUACCCGGUCUCUCUUUGUUAUGUGGGUCAACUCAGGGGUGGGUCUCUGACCUUUUUGUGCAAGAUUAUGCUGAAACAAGGCAGUUUUGUGAGCGUUUGGUGCAGAGCUCUGGAGCUAUAAGGCCAUCACGGUCGGAAGUCAAACCACGCUCCCCACCCUUCUAUCCAGAGCUGUGUAUCCAAGCCUUUUUAUUGAUAAUAAAUAGAAUAUUAACGGUCUUUAAUCCAUUAAAGGUUUACAGGUUGUUUGAUCAACGUUUUGACCCGUUCGGGUCUUCCUCAGGAUAUAUAUUAGGGGCAAAUUUAAGGGGGUACUAUUGUAGGCACUAUAACAACUUCUAAAGGAUGACAAUUUAAUUAUAUGCCUGGCAGACCAUACAAAAAAAUGUAAACAUAAAAAUAUUAAAAAUAAAAAAAAGAGUGAGAGUUUUAAUAAAUAUAAAAGCAUAUCUCUCUUUUAGGUGGCCCCUUUUGCACUCGCUUAGCAGAUGACAGCAGUCCCUAGAGGCCUUGGACUUCUAAUGUAAAAAAAAUAUUUUAUAGAAAAAUAUUUCUUUCAAAAAGAUAUUUAACAUUGAAAAAAUAAUGAUGUUGGAAAUUUAAUUGCAAAAAACUGUAUCAAAUUAGUUGUUUACGGCUCAGUCUUCCUGCCAAGCUCCAUUAACAUUGUAUCCAUAAAAGUAAUGAUUUACAUUAAAAAAAAUAUCAACAUGUAAAAUUAGUGAAAAUAAUAUAGUGGCUCUGUCACAUCAAACUUACCUUUUUCUUACCUCUUUUCUUCAUUUCUGAUCUAGUUCUCUUUAAAACAUAAGACAAAGUAGGCACUAUUUUGUCUUGUGUAAUUUUCCAACGUCUGACAAAUGUGACAAAAGGGUGGAGCUUAAGGCUUCACUUCCUUUGUCAAACCAGCCAAGGGCAAAUGUUUGUUCAAACCAACCAAGGGCAAAUGUUCUCUUUAUGUUUUAAAGAGAAAUUGAUCAAAAAUGAAGCAAAGAAAAACAGAUUUUGAAAGAGGAAAUGGAAACAACAGUAGAAUGGUAAGUGUUAGGUGAUAGAGUCGCUUUAAGAUUUUAUUUAAGUACAAUUAUAAUCCACAUGCAUAAUCGCACGUUAAUUGGCAAAAAGCGCCUUACAAAACCCACUUUAACAUAAGUUUCAAGAGUGCUGAUUCUUUGAAUGCAACACUGCUAUGAUAGUGUAAAUAUUCACUCACGCUUACAAUCACACGCUCUAAGAGCCGCAAACAGCUCAUUUUAGAAGUUCUACUGCAAUGAAGAUAUGGGGGACAUUGCCUUGUAUUCUGCCUUGUAUUAUUUGGCAACUCAAAUAAUGAGGAAGACUUCUGCACUUCUGCAGUGGACGUAACGCAUAUAAUAUAAUACAUAACAAUAAAGUAAUGCUAUUGAGGGAAUUUAUAAAGACUAAGUCCAGAGGUUGAGCAGUCUAUGGAAGUUUCCAGAACCAUAAUAUAGCAUUAAUUUUAUACUGUUUGGAAAUGUUUUGACUUCUUACCUGUGGUCAACUGGACACUGCUUCCCAUCUUCUCUUAGCUACAAGUGAGAGCUUCCGUGUGUACUCCUGAGCUAAGUGAGAGCUUCCGUGCACACUCCUGAGCUAAUUAGAGCUUCCGUGCACACUCCUGAGCUAAGUGAGAGCUUCCAUGCUCAUUCCUGAGCUAAGUGAGAGCUUCCGUGCACACUCCUGAGCUAAGUGAGAGCUUACGUGCUCAUUCCUGAGCUAAGUGAGAGCUUCCGUGCACACUCCUGAGCUAAGUGAGAGCUUCCGUGCUCAUUCCUGAGCUAAGUGAGAGCUUCCGUGCUCAUUCCUGAGCUAAGUGAGAGCUUCUGUGCACACUCCUGAGCUAAGUGAGAGCUUCCGUGCUCAUUCCUGAGCUAAGUGAGAGCUUCCAUGCUCAUUCCUAAACUAAGUGAGAGCUUCUGAGAACUACUGUGCGCACUCCUGAGCUAAGUGAGAGCUUCCAUGCACACUCCUGAGCUAAGUGAAAGCUUCUGUGCACACUCCUGAGCUAAGUGAGAGCUUCCGUGUGCAUUCAUGAGCUAAGUGAGAGCUUCCAUGCGCACUCCUGAGCUAAGUGAGAGCUUCCGUGCUCAUUCCUGUGCUAAGUGAGAGCUUCCGAGAGCUUCAGUGUGCACUCCUGAGCAAAGUGAGAGCUUCCGUGCUCAUUCCUGAGCUAAGUGAGAGCUUCCAUGCUCAUUCCUGAGCUAAGUGAGAGCUUCCGUGCCCAUUCCUAAGCUAAGUGAGAGCUUCCAUGCUCACUCUUGAGCUGACCCGGGAUGUGCAGGAUUAGCUCACUGUAUGAGAGAGUCAGCUGAUUUCCCUCAGACAAUGAACACACCCCUGCAUCCCGAGGGCUUAGCCUUCUGGCUGCGGGACAGGGAACAAGGCCUGGUGGACUGCAGGUCAAAGGUCUAACCAUUACCAAACAGAUUGACUACUUUCAUUGGGGUGUGCCAGGGCACUUCUGACAUCAUAAUAACUACAGUACACUGUAGUAGUUAUGUUUUUUUAAAGGGACACAACAGUCCACUAUAGCACUUCCACUAUGCUCAACUGUUUAAAGUGAAAGGCAUCAGGUCCUGAAUCCUUCUUUUCAAAUAGUUUUUAUUGAAAGUUUUGCAAAUUUUAAAACGAAUUAUAAGAACAGUAUAAUAAAGGAGGGGAAAGGAAGGGGAAACUUGGACAGAGGAAAGGGGAGGUCCAUCCAAUGUUACAAUCAAUAAAUAAUGUACAAGGCAUGUAAACUACAAAUACUGUACAGUUAGAAAGCAAGUCUUACAAAUUAUAAACUUGUUUAAUUUCAAUUUACCAUUAAUCCCAAUGGAAUUUUAGUGUAGCAAAGAUGUGUGAGUUGUUUCUGUGUGACAGUUCGUGAGACUUAUUGUCUAUAGCCAGCUUUAGCACUUCUUUAAUUGAAGGAGUAUGUUUAGUUUUCCAGUACCUAGGUAAGUACAAAGUGGCGGCUCUCAGGAUGUGGCCUAUUAUUUUAUUAAUUCUGUUGACGGACUCAGGGAAUUUCUGAAUCCUUCUUUAUGAGAAGCUUUGGAUUGGACGUGAGAUCAUCAAGAUUAAUCUGAGAUAGAGGAACGGUGAGGCAAAGAGGAGGGGGGUCCUAUAUCUAAAACCAAAAAGGAACACCCCAAAGUUAAAAUAGAAUAUGUUUAUUUUUAACAUCGUAUUGUUCCUUUAAAUACACAUGUAUAAACAAUGACUAUAUUAUAAGAUAAUUUGUCAUUGACUUGUAAUACAAAUAUACAAAUUCUAACUUUGUGAUAUUAAAACGAUGUGUUCACAAAUCCAUUUCACAAACAGUUAUGCAUAACAGCUUGGAGGGUUUGGAGCAUUAGGGUUAGAGGUUACAACCCCCUAUCCAAUGCUCAGAUGUAUGCACACAUACACAUGCAUUGCCACACACACAAAGAUACACACACAGCCACACAGAUAAACACACAUAUUAACACACAAAGAUACACACACAUAUUGACACAAAUACACUUCCACACAAACACAGAUAAAUACAUAUGCUGACACACACACAGAUACACAUACACAAACAUAUGUACAAAAAAACAGAUGAGGCUGGCUAUGGAGGACAUUGACCAGGGCUUCUGGUACUUGUGUCUCUGCAUCAGAGCUUUUAACCUCCAAAAAGGCACAUUAACUGCUCAAAACAUGCACCCCCUACAGUAUAGGAGCCUAUAAGCUGGUACCUUCUCUGCCUAAUGGUAAAUCUGGCGUUGCCCAUUGAAGAAACAAAACAUUACUGCAAAGAAAUGCACUGAAUUCUUUAUAGAGCUCAUAACACUUCAGCUGGAAGACACCUCCAGGUAUCUACUACUAUUUCUCAAAGUUGUAAUUUUACACUAUAUCCUUCAGUCUUACUUCCUCUAAUUUCAAAUAAUAUCAUUGUGUAUCAGUAAUCAUCUUACAUUUUAUUUGAUUUGAUUUAGAAUCACCUUAAUAAAUAUGGUAAUAUCUAUCUUUUUUUAUUCACAUUUUAAUCCAAGCAAUACCCCUUUAGUUCACAAAUUCUUUUUUCCUGACACAUAUUGCUAUAGUGAAUGUUAAUCAUCCUGUGGCCUCUACUUGAAGCAUGUCUGCAUGUUUUCUCCUUCCUUCCAGUCAGUGACACUUCCCAAAAAUGAACCCGAUGGAUAACCUGAUUUAGCCCACAAGAUUUUUCCUUUCUGUUAGCCAAGACGAGUAUUGAGUGAUCGCCUUAUGAUCAGACCGGACACACUAGCUUUAUUCUUGCUGAACAGUUAACUACUGUGAGUUUGUUGUGUUUGCAACAAAAGAUUUUUUAAAGUAAACGUUGCUUCUUCAUUGUUCAGCAAGACGCGAACCCAGUAGAACCUUGCUUCUUGUUCCUGGUUUUCAAGUUUGGGUGCAUUUUAUAAAUUCCUUGUCACUGAGAUGGAAACGCCUUUAACACUAGCUCUAAGGGAGACACAUCAGAAGCAAAGCCGUGAGGCCAAACAUUUCAGUUUGCAGUUACAGAGGGAAGGUAGUCAGUCACUGAAAAAGUGAUCAACUAUUUCACACCAAGCACUUUAACCUCCCGCAGCUCCGGCAGCCUGAGCACACGCACUGGAAUAUAUCUAAGCCAAGAACAUGCCCAGUGGUUUUAUAUGGGACCAAACCUCAUCGCUAUAAAUCUGUAAAAGGUAAAUCUCAGCAGCGUGCAGCUUCAUAGUGAUUGACAUACUAAGAGUGGACUGAUAUUUAUUUGCAUAAUCACAGGUUUCACUUUAACCCCUUAAGUGCCAGUACCUUAAUUCAAGAGAAUGUUGGAGUGGUAACGCUUUAUUUAAUACUUAUUUACUUAGAAUUAUAGAUGCAGGAUUCAAAAUUAUUAAUAUUGUAUUUUCAUAAGAAGAACUAUUUUAAAUUCUACUUUUUUCUUGUGUUAACAUCCUGAAGCCCAUUCAAGUUGAUUUAUGUUUACUUUCUGAUUUCGAUUUAUCACUUUGAUGUUGGAAUAAGGAUUGUUAAUCAUUUUUAAAAUAUAUCUGUGUAUUUAUAUAUGUAUGCAUGUAUCUAUGUAUUUAUUUAUUUUUAGAAUAGACAUAUGAGUCAGCAGCCCAUGACUCUGGCCUAUCGGGAGUCCCAGCGGUACUUCCAAUAUCUACUAGUGUAAACCAAGAGGUGAUUGCAGGUGGUGAGAGGCUAUCCUCAAUGCACUAAUUGCACACUUAGAGGAAUUGAUCUCAGAUCACUUCCUCCCAGCACUUGUGAAUGGUAAUCUGCACUAGAGUAAAGCUAUCGGAACUCCUGCCCAUGACCUGUACCUGGCCAGCCGCGUCCAGGGGGAAGUCACCCACACUGCUAGAUAUACAUAGAGCUGCAUAAGAUGUCUAUCUUAUACAAAUCAUACAUUCAGCCCACAAACAAACAUACACAGAAUCUCCAAAAACGCAAUACCACUGACAAUCCACAUACAUGUACACAACCCCAAAAGCAGCCUCUCACAUGCAAUACCAUAAGCAGCCCCCCCCCCACACACCACCAAACACACAAUGUGACAUAUCAUCCACACACAAUUCCACAAGUAGCACCCGUACACAGCCCACAUUCAUAGAUGUUACAUACAAUACCACAAACUACUCACGAAUAGCUCACAUUCGCACAAUUACAAAGUUACAAAGCAACUGUAGUACCCAUAAAUAACAUAAGCAGAAUAUGGCAACAUACACACCUCAAUUUUUAAAAAAUAGAACCGUCACACCAAGGGAAUUCAAGAUCUUGUUUUGGCUCAGUACUACUAAAAGGUUGCCUAACCCUUAUAUAGAGUCUAGAUAUCACCUUUCUCAUAAGUUGACCGCAUAUGAGAUAAUGUUCUAAUGUUGCCUCUUGACCCCCAAUCCCUCUGAAAUCCAUGUAUAUCAGUUCUAUGAAAGAAGUUGAAAAUGCAAAUUAAGAUUCCCAAUAGGGGUUUAUUCACAAAUUAUCAGGUUAUUUCCAUUUGACGAACAUACCCACAUUUUGAAAGAACUCCCAACUUGGAGAAUCAAUCUGUCCAACAUUUUUUGUAACACUGUUAUUCACUGUUGUAUGAGUAAACCUUUUAAUAUAGAGAUGUCAAAUGCCAGACUUUGUGAUGUUUGAGAACUACUAUUCCCAUGGACCACUUGCCAGUCACUACCUACAUUUAUAACUGGGCACAUUUUAUCGGAUAUGUACUAACCAAAGAGCAGGAUUUUCUAUAUUUAAACAGCACCAAUUUAUAGUCUAUUAAAUUCAUGAAAGAAAGAAUAAUACAUAAAAAUAAAAUAAAAUUAAGGAGAUGUAUCUGCAUAAGUCAUGGAUAUAUGUAACUAUUAAAUUAGCUACGGCAAUACUUCUGCAUUUACGCUAAACUAGGGGGAUUGGUGACUAGACGCCACCAUGUAAACCAAAUUAAAAUCAUAUACAUAUCUAUCUUUCGCACAUACAUAUAAAAAACUGUUAGUGUUUGAAUUAAAAAUGUGAUAAGGCCACAAUGGGUUUAUUCAUAAAAUGUAGGCCCAAAUAGAUGAGUAUAUAUAAAAAAAAAUAAUCUCAAUUGAGUUAAAGCUUUUCCUAGUGCAGUUUAACCUAAAUGAUCCAGUUUACUUGCCAAUUCACCAAUGUGAAUUCACCAAAGUCAUACUAUCUACUUAGAGUUGUCUAAACACAAUACAUAACACACCCCAUAACAUAUGUGAAACUAUGGUAAAUUGAAGAAAUAGUCUGUUUUUGGGGUGUGUGUCUACAUAGGAUGCUACAGGAGAGUCCACCAUGUUCUACAGCCAUUGGGCAGCCUAUGCUGUACUAUAUGUAUUUUAACAACGCAUCUAGUUACUAUAAUUAUUGUGCUAGAUUUUACAAUCAUACUGGGAUAUCAUAUUGAAAGCUUUCUUCCUGGAUAUGUGGUCACUUAUCGUUCCUUCCUUAACUUUUUUCAUUUUUAACUUUUCUCAGGACCAGUUGAAAGGAAAUUUAUAUAUUUGUAGUUUAGGAUUAUUAGUUAUAUUUAAGGUUAUGCACUGACAAUCUUGUGUACUACAACUGCCAUAGCCCUUAGCCAGACUGAGUUAUUCCACGGUAUCUUAAAUGUCCACCGGAUUCAUGGAUACGUCUCAGUACCAUGUGCUUUAACAAGACACAUAAAUGAAUUGCUGUCUUGGUGUGCAUGCUAAACGAACUGCAUCAGAUUGAAUAGGUCAUCGUACUUGGUGCUUAAGUGAAGAUUUUUAAAUAAUAGUAAACCAUACUAAGUAUAAUCUAAUAAACCAGCAUGAUAUGGUGUGUAAAAUGAUCUUAGCAGUAAAAAGAUUUUUGGUUUUGGUUGAUGGGUUUAAGGAUUUGUCUAGGAUUGCCUGAUAGAGAUGUCGCGAACCGUUCAACAUGGAGCUGCCUUCAACAUGGAUGCUGUCCAGGAGGUGGGAGGGUCUGGGAGGGAGGGUCUGCUGGAGAUUGGCCGGGAUGUGUCAGCUGACCGGAGCUCGCCGCGAACGGUUCGUGGCGAACCGCAGCGAGCCGUUCGUGGGAAGUUCGCGAACGGUUCGCGACAUCACUAUUGCCUGACCUUACGAGAGGUUUAGUUGAAAUUGGGCAAUUUUAUAGCGUACAGCAGCAAUAAAGAGAGCAAAGUAUUACAUAGGUGUAUUCGUUCACGAAACAGCAAGUUAUGAUCAGCUGACAAACUAUGUCAGACUCUUAUAAUUAUCCAACUCAGCUAUUUUGGCCUAAGCUUCAAAACAGUGUUCUCUAAUCAUCUCAGCGCACUGUUUAGUGAACAAACCCCACUCAAUAUUUAAUAUAUAUAUUGCACAUCCUACAGCUCACAUAAUCACCGGCUGCAGCGUGUUAGUCACCAUUCCAGGUCAUUACUUUAUUAUACAUAAAUGAUUUAUUGCUGGGUCAUGUACAGCAUUAUUAAUUUUUCACAAAUGUUUUGCAUUCAAAAGAAUGGUCUGUUUUGACUAUAAAUAUAAUGAGGGCAAAACAAGUUUAUGUUUCCUGUUCAGUAUUUUUAUUUCAAUUCAGAUCUGAAUACAUUGUGAAAAAAAUAUUACUUACUUGCAUCUUUCCAAGGUUUACCAGUUGGAGUUCUAUGCUAUUUAGCCAGGCCUUAAAGGGACACUCCAGAUCCCUUAAACACUUUUUGUUUGCAGACGUACUUUAUGUGUGAAGAGUAUGACCUAGUUUUUCAUUUUGCAAAAAAGUAUAGGUUUCAAUAGAAAUUGGCGUUUUUAUUUUUUCUAAAUUAACCUUGUUACAAACCCUGACUGUUACUUCCUGGUUGUUUAGCUCAUUGGAGCUAAACUAAAGAGGCAGCAAUUGCUCAGAGUAUCUGCCUUUUAAUGACGUCUCAUUGAGCUUCAUUUGAAAGGCUGUGAUUGGACAGCCACAGAAAGACGAGAUAACUGCAGGUUUUAAUAAACUCUCAAUCAUUAAAUGCACACUUGUCAAAAAUAAAAUCUACAAAACAGUCAUUUUUACAUUUUUAUUUGGGUAGUGGACUUUCCCUUUUAAAGUUACUAGCCACUCGAAUGCUUACCAGAGGUGAAUUUCUACUCACCUGGCAAAAUUUUAACUAACCAGUGGCUUUUAGAGAGUGGAAAUUUAGAAAUAUUAUUAUAUCGUAUUGUUUUAUUCUGUUUUAUGCUAUUAAUGGUCCUUGAGGAAUUCUGUAUAUUUAACAGAUGAAAUGCACAGGACAUGAAUUUUUUCCUUUUGAAAAAGCCUUUCAAGCAUUGAAAGUUUUCUUUUAUGCCAAAGAAGUUCCUUAAACAUUCAAGGAGGGAGAUCCAGACCCCCCAACAGGCAUCUUGAUAUUAUUAUUAUUAUUUAUAUAGCGCCAACACAUUCCGUAGCGCUGUACAAUGGGACAUGCCUCUUAACACCAACUCGUGAGUGCAACUCUAAGCAUUUGGGGCUUAUUCACUAAACAGUGUUUUACUAUUGUGUGCUUUUCAUUUUUAGAUUUCAGCUGUAUUCCUAUUUUGUAUAUUCCAAUAUUUAAUUUUAAAAAGCGCCAGUUUCUAUGAAACUUUUUGAAAGUGCAUUAGGGGUCUGGAGUGUCCCUUUAAUUAAGCACUAUGCAACGGUGCUUUUCUGUGAAGUUUUUGUAGAUGAGAAGAUGAAUGUUCAUGGCAUAGCAUUGUAAAUGGCUGCAUUUAUAUAAUUAGUAGGUAACUGUGUAUUAUGAAACAUAAAUGCGUUUUUAUCCGUCUCUCCCUCUUUACAUCUCGCAGCAUUGGUAAUCAGUGAGUGGAAGGUCAGACAGUCGAACUGUAAAGAUUGGCUGAUAAACAAUUUGUUAAAGACUCACCCACAACAGGUUUUGUAACAUUGUUCGUUUCAUCUCACAGAGCUAGGGGCUCUAGGGGGAACCUUUCACCAAGAGUUUGUUAUACACAGAAGCAACAACCUCGCAGGCUGAGGUGACCCAGAUUGUCAUCUUUGGAAUGUAGUAUAUGUUUAUGUAUGUAUAUAUCUACAAAAUAGGAGAGAUGGUUAAAAUGAGGUUAGCUGUAGCUAGCUGCACAAUAUUCUGAAUAUGGAGCAAAAUAUAAACACCAGCCGUAACGUAAACUAUAAACCAGCCAUAAUGCUACAGAUUUGAGUUGGUGUAUUUUGAAGUGCAAUUUAAGGUUAUUUUAUUUAUUAUAGUUAGAUGACUAUUUCCGUGGGCAGUAGUCAAAGUUGAUAUAAGGGCAUCAUUUAAUCACGCUAGAUCUAACAAGUUACAAUUAUAAGUAAAAUGUACUGAUGACUACUGACUAUUACCAAGUCAACAUAUAGUUAGGGGCAUGGAGGGAGGCAGAGACUCUCUAUUUUAAUCUUCACUUAAGUAUGCUAAUGUAAGUGUGUGAUUGGUUCUCAUUAUUGACAAAGGGAUUAGAUAUCUCCCCAGUUCUUUAUAAAAGGAAUGGUUAUCAUCUUGGAAAAGGGAACUGGUAAUCGGUGUCUCAUACUAUUACAGGAUAGACUAUAGAGCAGGACCCCCUGAGACACUCUAGAGUUUGUAAUUUUUGUAUAGGCUCCAAAAAGGUUAAAGGGACACUAUAGUCACCAGAACAACUGCAGCUUAAUUAAUUUGUUUCUGGUGAGUAAAAUCACUACAUUCAGGCUUUUUGCUGUAAACACUGUCUUUUCAGAGAAAAUGCAGUGUUUACAUUACAGCCUAGUGAUAACUCCACUGGCCACUCCCCAGAUAGCUGUUAGAGAUCCUUCCUGGGUCAUGGCUGUCUAAAAUGCAUCCAAACAUUCAAUAUCUCCUCCCUCUGCAUGCAGACACUGAACUUUCCUCAUAGAGAUUCAUUGAUUCAAUUAAUCUCUAUGAGGAGAUGCUGAUUGGCCAGGGUUGUGCUUGAAUCAUGCUGGCUCUGCCCCCGAUCUGCCUCCUUGUCAGUCUCAGCCAAUCCUAUGGGGAAGCAUUGUGAUUGGAUCAGGCUACCACUUCUGAUGAUGUCAGCAGACUGCUUGUUUUUUUUUUGUUUGUUUUUUAGGCAAACAGCAUGCAGAUCUACAGCUUCUGGCUUGAAUACAAUAAGAUUUUGCUAUAUUUAUGGAGGCAUGAAGGGCCCAGGGGGUCUAGAUGGUGGUUUUAACACUAUAGGGUCUGGAAUACAUGUUUGUGUUCCUGACUCUAUAGUGAUCCUUUAAUAAAAUGUGUUUGCCAUAAUUGCUCUCUUCUGGGAAUAAAAUUACUACUGUGGGUCCCAGGAACUCUUGAUGCCCAAGGGCUCAGUAAACUGUCAACCUGGCUAUGUUUAUUAUUAGCAGUGGCAUUUAUAUAUGUGUGACGAGUGUGACCUAUUUUUUCAUUUUACAAAAAAAGGUAGAUUUCAAUAGAAAUUGGCACUUUCAUAAUUAAACCUUGUUACACCCCGUGUCAAUCAGACACCAUGUCCUGCUACUUCCUGGUUUGUUUAGCUCAGUGUCAACUUAUUUUACAGUGCUUUACAAUUUAAAAAAAGGGAUUUAACAGUUAAUUAGAUAAGCUAUUACAAAUGUUAACAGAAACAAUAGGUUCAUGAGAAUCCUACUUGAACAAGCUUAGAAUCCAUUUCAUAUUUGUACCAUGCAAAAAGCUAUUCAGAAUUGGUAAAUCAGUAUUUAUUUAUUCAUAGUGGCCUAAUUAUAUAUAUAUAUAGAAAUUGCCGGACCCCCUGAGACACUCAUAUAUUGGUGUGUAAUCCAAAACUGGAAACAUUCUGAAAGGCAGGUGUGCUUUUAUUUCAACUACUUUGGUCUUGGAUUUGAAAUUCACUUUGAAUUCUUACUUAGGUGAAAACCCUGUGAAUGAAAUAAAUGUAAAAAAAUUAAAAUCUAAAUAUCAAACUGCUAAUAGGUUGAUAUCUUCCAUAGACACACAUUAUUCCUUUGUGUACCCCCAAAUAUAUAAUUGACAUGAUUUAGGCUUAACGGAACACUAUAGGGUCAGGAACACAAACAUGCAUUCCUGACCCUAUAGUGCAAAACCCACCAUUAAGGUGCUAUAGUGCUAGGAAUACAUCUUUGUUUUUAAAAAUUAUGUAACGGACAAAAUAAUUAAUUUUACAUUAUUAACAAUAUUUUAAAUUUAUAUUGUUACAAUUUUUUUUUAUUUGUCUCUGAGCUGCCAUGUAUGCACAACAUAUUUCAAAUAAAUACAUGGCUAAUAUAUUUUAAACUUGAAAAAUACUUAGUACGGAAGAGGAAAACAUAUACAAAACUGUUCAUGCCAUGUUCUUUAAUGUAAAGUGGUUUCAAGUGUUUUACCUGCUAUGACCUUCUGAUGGCAGCUCCAUUAAAACUUAUCACCAAUGUAAGACAAGACUUGCAAUUAUAAAUAUAAAUAGAUAGAUUUACUAGUGGUGUAAAUAGCCAUCCUGCUCCUGCAUUCAGUGAUGUUUGGAAGUCAGUUUAAAGAUCCAUGUUAUCCACUAUCAUGCAUCGCAGGCUGGCUUCUGAACAUUAAAACAGAGCUAAGGGCAACCAGUGCAUCUAUUUUCCUAGCAGAAAUGCUAAGAAAAGCAUGACUCUAGAGUCCUAACAAGUUUAAGUCUGUUAUGGAAGGGGGUCAAAUAAUGUAUAAAUCUUCUUUAUUUAUUUCUAGGACAAAACCGUUUAAAAUAAACACAGAAAAAAGACCUGAUUUGCAAAAAACAUUGACAAAUUAAAAUAGAUAUACAUCGAUAAAUAUUUUCUCUCAUGAAAAGUGAGAUGGCCAUUAGAGAGUUGUAAUUGGUUGGCUUGCAAGUCACCCAAUCAAAGUGCACUGAAUUAGCUUUCGAAGGUGAACUCUCACGGUAUUGGUUGUGUCAGUGGUUUUGAUUUUUGAUUUCUGUGUUGUUGUUUUUUUUAACUGUUUCAUACUUUUUUUUAAUGAAUUCUUAUUUGCCAUUUUUUGGGGCCUAAAAAAAAGAAGUCGGAGUCCACUAGCAUUGUAUAGCAAGUCAACAUGUUUUAUUUGCACAUACAAAUACUUGAUUACGACACUUUACCUAAUAAAACCCUAACGUGUGAUUUGUUGUUUUUUUUCAUAUGAAUCAUAAAUCUCAAUAAAAUUACACAUCUCUAUGAGUCUCUUUGAACUGGAGAUUUCUCCUCAAUGUUUCUUUAUAAAAACCAUUUGAAUGGACAAUGGCAAACAGUAACAAGGACGUAAGUGCUGGGUUUAAAAAGGGUGCAUUUUCAUCAGCUGUCGAGGUCAGUUCUGAAGCUAUCGAAAGGUUUUAGGAAUUAAGAAACAUUUGUGCAAAUUUUUUGCACAUUUUUAUUUAUGUGCAUAAGAAAUAUAAGUUUGUGGACAUUGUAUUUCACUGUAAGUAAGCAUCUAUAUACAGAAAUUGUUGCAAAACACUAAAUGUUAUAUAACUUCCACUGGGAAUAGGGCCCUCAACUCCUCUUGUGGCUGUUUGUUGAAUUUUUCCUGGCCUCUUAGAUGUAUAGUGCCUCUGUCUUUUAGCUCGUACCAACUGUACCCAUGGACCGCGCUGUGGAAUGUGUUGGCACUUUAUAAAUACAGUAUAGUAAUAAUAAUAAUAAUGACUAUAUUUUAGAUACAUAUGCAUCAUCCUCUCAGUGUGUUCUACAGGGGUAAUGUAACAUAACAUAUAUGAAGAGUUAAAGGGAUACUCCAUUGCCCAAAUAAAAAAAAUUAAAAAAAUUAAAAAAAUAAUAUAAAAAAACUCUUUAGUAUAUAUAACCCAAAUGAAAAUGUGCAUGCAUUUAUUUAUGCAUUUGUUUUAUAUUGGUGCUCUAUCAAAAAACAGCUUUAAAAAGCUGUAAAUCUCAGCUAAACUACCCAACUUACAAGUAUAGGUCAGGAAUAUGAAGACAGAUAGGACGUAUCACCGAACCUAAGAAUGGCCGGGUUUAACGUAUAAAAGAGAGAAAUCGUAAACGUGAAGCUAGCCAAGAUCAGGAAACCAGUAACAUGAAAAUACAAUAUAACUAGCCAGGUCAGGAUUACAGAGGUUAGAAGAGUCAGUAAACAAGCCAAAAUUGUCUAACUAGAAAAUCAGGAUUAUAUAAUGCACCAGGCAAGGAAGCAAGAGGAAACCACGGUAGGGCAAUAACUAUGGGGCUGAAAACUUUCUUUAUACCCUGAAGUGGACACUGAAUAAUCCACGUCAACCCUGCGAUCCCAAAAAGUGCAGGAAUGGGGUUGCAGUGAUGACGUGGCACUCCUAGACCCAGAAAUGAUGCUAGGUGUCAUAUGAGUAUAAGCAUAGUGGGCUUGCGAGGGGGCAGCGUUCCUCUCUCUAUUAGAAUACCCAAAUGCAUUUGCCGCAUUUGGAUUGCUCAGGAAGUCCGAAUGCAAGCGCUGAUUGGGAAGGCAGAAGGAACUGGGAGGCGGAGCUUCCUGAUUAAUGCGCAUAGGAAUGCUGGAGCAGCGUGUUGAUUGGGUAAGUAUCGUGACUAGUGAUGUCCCGAACGGUUCGCCAAACGGUUCGCGAACGGUUCGCCACGAACGGUUCGCUACGGACUCAUCAUUGAGUAAACUUUGACCCUGUACCUCACAGUCAGCAGACACAUUACAGCCAAUCAGCAGCAGACCCUCCCUCCCAGACCCUCCCGCCUCCUGGACAGCUCACUAAGAAUGCAGCUUCACAAUGAAUGUAAAAUGGAUGCUGUCCAGGAGGUGGGAGGGUCUGGGAGGGAGGGUCUGCUGCUGAUUGGCUGGAAUGUGUCUACUGACUGUGAGGUACAGGGUCAAAGUUUACUCAAUGAUGAGUCGCGGCGAACCGUUCGGGACAUCACUAAUCGUGACACCUUCUAACUCAUACCAUACUUUCUGUGGCUGUCUUAUCACAGUGAGAAGUCUUUGCAAGGUAGGUGCUCUGAGUAACUGAUGCCUAUUUCUUAAGUUUAGCUUCACAGAGCAAAACAAACCAGGAAGUAACGUGACUGCUUGUCUGAUUGACAGUUUGGGGGGUGUAACUAGGUUAAUUUAAAGAAGUGUAAAUUUCUAAUAAAAUCUACACUUUUUGUAAAAUGAAAAAGAGGACGCACUGUUCACACAUAAAGCUGUUCAGCGAGCUAAUGUGAUUUAGGCAGCUGGAGUGUCCCUUUUAAGAUUCAUCGUAAAUAAAUCGCAAUAGCCGAACCAAGAGUUAUUCAUAAAUAAACUCAAACCAACCCUCCCCAUGACAUCUAAGAAUAUCUGGUGACUUGUAUAACUUGUAUAUAAAAGCAGGUUUAGCAAGCAAGAACAAACAUAUUGUGAAUGAACUCAGAGCUUAAACACACCACUUAUCAACUAGCAUUACAUACAGAUUUGUAGAGAAUACAUUUUAAUUAAAUAGCCACAUGUAGUGGUCAGUCUGAUUCAAUUACCCGUUUGAUGGGGGCUGUCUGUAGUGCUCAAAUAAAGCACUUGUUCUCUAGGUACUUAACUUUUCUGUGUAUCCCUAUUUCCCAUAAAAUCCCUGUCCCUGUAAAAUAUGUAUACUAAAGACUAUCAUGUCGCAUUAACUACAUUUCUUAUAUAAUUAAUGGUAGACAUGUGCACCAGUGAAAUUUUUGUUUCGUCCGAAUGAUUUCGUACUGAAUAAAAAUUUCAUUAGUCAAUCCCGAGUUUCGUCCGUAAACCAUUCGUUUUCGAUCGAAAUUUGUUCAAAAAUGAUUAUUUUUCGUCCAUUAGGACACAAACAGCACUACGCAUGCGCAAAAAAAAGCAAGGAGAAAGCCAGCAGCGCUAUCAGCUCCCUCCUUGUAAUAAAUAACAAUUUGUACCCUCACUCCCCAUUAAAACUUAUGGGGGUCACUAUGACCUAAACAGCGAGCAGCUAGUGGCUACUCGCUAUCAUUUAAAACUAUGACCCCCAUAUUAAUAAAAGGGGAGGAUAAAUCCUCCCGCAUGCUGCGAGUAGGGGCAUGUCCCCUAAACAAAUUUAAAACUACUAGUCACUUGACUGCUAUUGCUGCCCAGUCACUAGUGCAAUAAGGGGGGACCUGGCACAGGUCCCGCAGGCACCUAUUAGGGGUAGGGACCAGGGGGGACAUUAGGUCACUCCUUUAAUUUUUUAAAGUCCACACCUGCUGCUCAUGGGUGGGGACCAUGGGGGACAUUAGGUACCCCCCGUUUAUAUUCAUAGUCCCCAACCGGCGGUCACGAGUGGCGGGGUGCGCUAUGUCCCCCCAUUUUAGUUAUAUUCUGUUUACCACCACUUGUGCCAGGUCCCCCCUUAUGGCACUAGCGACUGGGCAGCAAUAGCUGCCCAGUCACUAGUACUUUUAAAUUAGUUUAGGCGACAUGCCCCUACUUGCCACAUGCCGCGAGUAGAGGCCUGUGGGAAGAUUUAACCUCCCUUUUAUUAAUAUGGGGGUCAUAGUGACCCCCAUAGGUUUUAAAGGUGGGGGACGUAGGAAUGGUUAUUUAUUACAAGGAGGGAGCUGGUAGCGCUGCCUGCUCCCUCCUUGUUUUUUUGCUUUUUUUUUGGCGUUUGGUGUUAUUUCUCUGUGCUGUGGGGGUUAAUUCCCCUGCAGCAUGGAGUGUAUUAAACGAACAAAACUAAAUGAAAAGGUAAUGCAGUCGGCAUUUGCCCUUUUGUUUCAUUUGUAUAUAUUAUAUUAUACUUAUAUAUAUCGCAUGUAGUGCUUUCGUUUACGUUUUAGUAAACGAAUACGAAAAAAACUGAAUUUCUGGACAAAAUCUUAUUCGUACAAAAACGAAUGCACAUGUCUAAUUCGUGGGAAAUUUGCAUUAAAUCUUCUUGGACCUGCCUUUAAAUAUGUAUUUUGUGAUAUACAAUGAUGUUGAUCUAAAUAUCUAAAAAAUAAUAAAUGUAUAAAAAAUUUAUAUCUAUAUAUAUAUAUAUAUAUAAAAAAUUUUUAAAUAACUCCUUUUUCGUGUGAUUAUUGAAUAGUCGGAUUUUAGAUAUCACAGAUGUGAUAUAAUGAGCUUGCCUGGAAUAUCUCUCCAGAACAGCUGUUUGGAAUUAGUAGGUUGGCUUCUAUCUAAACCCAGCUGCUUGUGUGUAGAGAAUCACCCACAACUGUCUUAUAAGAUCAGUUUUAAUUACUGGUACAUUUUCCUCUAAACUGUAUGGGCAAAGAUGCAGAUGCACUCUGAUCGCUUUACAUAAAUGAAUAUCGGAGGGACAACUUUUAUACAAGAAUUACAAAUUUGUUAGAAUCACCUGUAACCUUGGUAAAUCUAAUUCCAGGGUUUUGCAUCUGUCACUGAUUAACCAUGCUAUGAUUUAAUUUAUGUAUAUAUAUAUAUAUACUUCCCACCAGUAGCUAAAGUUAUUUGCAAUACUUGUACUUCUACUAUAGUAUUUAGUUCCAGAUAAUUUAAAGGUUCCUGUUCUCCUGUUUAAGUUUUAUUUUAAAAAAGAUAAUGCAGUUAUGAUUACUCAACACGCAGAAUACUAGUUACUCAUCUUAGUGAUAAGGUUCUGUUUCACAGUCUGCUUUUUCUAUACUGGAAUAAUUACAUGUAAACAGCUACAGUUAAUACACAUAGUGCAAAAUGACAAUGCAGUGGUUGAUUGCUGAUGAGUGUAAAGUGAGAGAACUUAGUAUAUUUCCAGUAAAAAGUCUAAUACUAAGAAUUGUAAUAUAGUUGGACUGGUAGUUGCUGAUUUUGUUGGCUUUUGUGAAGUUAAAAUUUUCUUUUAGCCUUUCAUAAAAGUUAAAGUAAUAGAUUUAUGCUGGAAAAAAAGGUAAAUUGGGGAAACACGGGCCCAUGUAUCUCAAGACUGGAACAGAUUUAGGGAGCAGUGCAACAUUUUAAACAAUUGACUUUCUACCUUAAAUACUGUUAUUUUAGAUAUCGCACAAAACAAGGAUGUGACCCAUGCACAUAUAUACUCUUGGGGUUAUAAUAAAUUUGCCAUUUUCUCUGUGCAGAGAUGGUAUUUACUUACAUAAAUACAUAGAAAUCUAUGUUGAAAAUGACUCAGGUCCAUCAAGUUCAACCUUUAGAAUAUAUCUUUGUAUACCGUUGAUUCAAAAAAAGGCAAAAAACCCAAUUGAUAGGCCCAUUUCAGAACAAAACUGUUACAGGGCUAGUUACGUUGAUGUGAGGACUGGUAGAUUGGCGUCGCUAGGCUUUGGGAGCUCUGAUGAAUUAGUAACUGUGUAUUUAGCAGGAUACCGGCAGUAUAACAAACAUAGAUAAGAACCCGAAUAUAAUAAUGAUGAAUGAAGAAAUCGGAACCUUGAUAAGUAGCGUGUGAUAGGUAAUACAUUGAAGGGUAGCUCCCAACCAUCAACCAUGUGAAUAAAGCAGAACUUUGGUGGGAAGAAUGAAAGACAUCGAGAAGAUGUUCUGUGCUACUGAUGGAAGUACAUGUUGACAGGAAUUUCUGAACUAGUUUAUUAAAUUUAGAAACAUUAUUUGUAUUUCAGCAAUGUUAAAAUGGUUUAUUAUCAUCUUGACACACUGUUAAGAGGUAAAAAAAACAAACAUGCUUUUAAUUAAAUACUUACUCUCUGUGUUUCAUACACGCUACAAGUCAUAAAUAGGAGGAAAUUGCUUGUACAAAUGUUUGUAUGUGCCCUUGGAUACUUCUCUAUCACAGAUUAGAUGACUAUUGACCCAGAAUGCCAUGGUAAAGCUACUGCAUCCUACAUGGGUACAAAAGAAGGACUACAGAACUUGUUCCUGAUCCUGACUUGAUUGACGUAUAGACUAGAUCUCCUGUAGACUUUGAACUUUCAAUACAAGCCUCAAUAGAGGCUCUGUUCAAUGAAACAUGAACAUACCAAGGCAAAAGAGAACCACACAAUAUCACUUCUCUUCAGCAUUUCUGGAUGUAGGUUGUUUGUGACACUACAAUCUCAAGUGAUCAGGUCAAGUGGACAGUUAAAGUAUCAUAUUUCUGGGAAGUUCUUGAACUACUUAUUGACAUGCAGUUUUUUAAAUAUUCUUGCCUGCACCAGUUUCCAACCUGCAAAUAUGGCUGCCUUGAAGGGUAGACUACCAUAAUACCAAACAUAAACAAACAAUGUGGUGGACAAGUUUUGUUGAAUGGAAUAUGUACGUACACCUUCUUGCAUGAAUUCCAUGGAGAUAGUCAAAGCAUUAAUCCUGUAGUGGAUGGAUCUAUAGGGAUAAAAGAUAAAUAAAAUAUAUCUAUAUAUAACAAAUCUAGUAUGUGCUGUAAUUUUUAUACAUUGUUGUAAUAUACAACACCACAUAUACUUAACAGUAUUAACUACAAAGCUGCUUUCUCAUGAUAACUUCUGUUUGUAUCUCAAAUAUAUUUGUUGCUAUUCCAUACUUGUAAUUGUUACCAAAAUAAUAAAACAAAUUCAGUAUCUAUAAAACUAAAAGAUGUACAUUUUACUGACAGGUAUUGACCGACUGGUUUUUCAAUAUGGAAGAUUUAAGGAAGAGCCCCAGUGAAUACAAAAAUAAGGAUCACCCAGUGAAGACAGAAUUGGGAUCACGAUGUGUAGUUUUUACUUAUUAUCAAGGGGACAUUAACAGUGUGGUAGAUGAACACUUUUCAAGAGCUCUAAGGACUACAAAGGAUCCCCAGGAUUUAAGAACAAAAACCAGAAGCGAUGACUAUCUUCAAAAGAACAGUGAGUAUGGCUUUAAAUGAGCUAUUCACUAUGAUCCACAAUGUAACAAUGUGAUUGUAAAGUAUUUUAUUUAUUUAUUUAUUUUUUUAAAAUUUUUGCUGUACAAGUAAAGUAAAGGUACAAGCUGGCUGGCAAUGCCACAACAGCAUGAGCAGGCAAUACAUGUUACAUGGCAAUACAGUGAAAUGGCAAUUGGUAAUUCUACACAUUUUUUGAUAAAGAAUAAUCCUGCUAGGUAAACGUGUCUAAUUCUCUGGAUAUAUGCUGCAGUGAAGAUAGGCAAGACACGGCUUGAAUUGUCUAAGUAAUAAACGUUAGUUUAUAUGCUAGGCAGAAGAACUAUAGUAAAGACCAUUGGAGCUGAGCAGACCGAUGUAAUAUUACAUAAAUCUGUGUGAGACUAAGCGGGAGAAGUGAUUAGGGAAAACAAAUGGCCUCAGCGGGCAGGGCCGGAUUAAUUUCCCAUUGGUCCUGAUACGGACAACUACGAUGGGCCUAAUUACAAAAUAUUAUCAACAGAAAACACUAAAACAGAUAUACCUUCCAAGCGUCAUGUAUCUAGUGGAGGUGGUGCUGGAGGGAAACUCACAGGAUAUAGCUAUCAUAAAACAGAAACCCUAUGCCAAUCUCUCACUUUCAUCUUUCAAGUAAAUCCAUACCCCUAACAGUAGUGUCCGUUGAAGCAGGAUUUCGGUAGGCAGGAUAAAAGGGUGGGUCAAUGAUGUGAAUCAAGUAACCAGAACCAACCAAAGGGACAAACAUGCCCAAAAGGGGGAGCGUGUCUGCACGAAGAAUUAGAUGAUCAGCAAGGCCUGAAUGCAUGUCAGGCUGCCUGCCAAUCAUGCAGGAUGAUCAUCCAUAAUGCGCAGAUAGCACCCUGAGCUUGCUAUGAAUGCGUCUAAUGAUGUGUUAGAUCUACACUACAUUUUCUAAGGACUGUCCCCUAGCACUUGCUGGUCAAUCCCUCUACUAACCUUUUUGCUAGCAGGCACAAUCUCCUGUCUGGGACAGAGAAAAUGUGUAUGUAGUGAGUGUAGAUGAAAGGUAACAUGCCACAGUGUUAGAGAGACUAAAGCAGCAAGAUCAUUUAAAUAGUGCGGAAAGUCAGCUUUACCUUAACUAAUUUUAUUGUCACAACAGUCCACACCAGCCAGUCCACACCAGUUUUGCUCCCCUACAUGCCCCUUAAGUUUUCAUAUGCAAGCAAAAGCAUUUGAAUAGUAGUAAAAAAAAAAAGAAAAAUUUUAAAAAUAAAUAAAUUAUUUAUUGAUUUAUUUCAGUUAGUGGGCCUAUUUCAUAAACAUUGGCUUGGAGCUACAGCUCCAUCAGCCCCUAUGUUAAUCCGGCCCUGUCAGUGGGUGUCUAAAAAGUUUGGAUCAUAGGCUGCAAGUGGUAACCUAAAUGCUGCAGACUCUUGUGCAGCUCUUGCUAUGUUAGGUUGUGAGUGCCUCUGUGGUGACAUAGAGUGCCUUGAUGUAGUCGCUGGAGACUUAUAGUCUGUUAAGAGGUGAAACAGCAGGUCUAAAUAGGCAAUAUAAUAUAGGUUCACAGGCUCUUGCAGGUAUCCCAGGGACUCAUCUGGGUGGCAGUCGAGCUUCCCUUCCCAGGCUUGUUAGUCAUCCGACUUCAGUGCUUGGCAAGCUUAGUAGCUGUUUGGAAAGUUCGCCAGGCGGAUCUGCUUUGUGUCAUUGAUUCCCAACUCCCCUCCAGGGGUUGUGUAUUUUAGACCGAGUACCCCGUGACUCUCACAGUCCUGAGCUCUCCCCAGCGGGCAUUAGCAGAGGACUCGCCACUGGACUUGCUUUGCGGUCUUUCAUUGCGGUGGGUGGUGUGACUUCUCCCCCUGGAGCUCCAUAAAGCAUGAGCCAUUAGUAAUGACCUCGAAGCCGCCGCCAUCUUUCAAGGUAGGCCUUGGGAAUUCGACACCACCUAGUCUCCCCACAUCUGGAGCUCUCCUCAGUGGGGACCGGGAUAACCCCCCCGACCCACGGGGGGGGGAAACGGGACCGGCAAGUUUCUCCGUAAACUGGCGUGUGGUAGCGUCCUCUCCUCUCGAGUAGGCUGCAUCCCCCGAAGCUUUGUGCUUCCUUCAGGGGACCCAAAGCUCCCGAUCUCGGGGUCUGCCACCUCUUCCACCUCCGUGUGGAUGUCUCAUGGGCUCAUUUCGAGUACCAGAGCUGCAAAUUGUAGCCUAAGAGGCCAGAUUUCUCCAGAGUCCCCCCGCAUGCUGCUGGUCAGCAAUUGUAAAGUAUUUUUAUACGAGCUACAAAAUACAUUUUAUUGGUAGUAGCUUAGAAAUCACAACUUUUAUUUAGAAUAUAGAAUCUUGAAUAACCUGUACAGUUAUUAGUUUCAGUAAAUUGUGCUUGCAAUUACAUUUAUUUUUUAAUUGAUUCCAAUUAAUAAUUGGAAUUUGGAACAGCAUACAAAUUACGUAAUGAAGCAACCUCCAGUUCAAAAUUAGAACAUAAUCUGUUUUUACUUCUUCUGAGAAUGUGUGUGUAUGGCCUAGAUUUAACAUCUUAUCGUCUCAGCAUUUAAAAAACUAUAAUCAAAACAUUAUCGAAACCACAGCAGACAGCAGAAAUAUUACAGUGUAAACCUUUAAUCCUAGUGGUCAAUGGACUUUUUGAUCUCUCUAUAUACAAGCCUAAUAACAGCAUUACGAUUGACCUUGUAAUGAAGCUCUGCUCCCAUGAAUACUACACCAUUACAGUUCUACUCAAAUAAAUGCUCUUUAAAUGAAGACUUAAAAGGUUUAUUUACUGUGUUAGGUAGACUAUAGUAAAACAGUGUCACAGGGUUACUCACUAGCCAGGUUAUGCACUAAAGUGUGAAUUGUUGUAAAUUCAAAAUGAAAUUAACAUCUGCACCUCCCAAAUUUGCAAUUCAGAAACACAAAUAGACUCCUAUGUAUAGUCUAAACAAAAUUUGUAAAUAAAUCCAAACAUAUAUAUAUUAAUGGGAACUUGAUAUAAAGUCAAUGUGUAUAUUUAUUUUUUAACAGUAUUGCAAAUUAGACAAUUAGUUCUAAAUUAACAGGACACUGAUCCUUCCUGAAAAAAAAUUUAAAAAAAUGUGUAAUUGCAAACCAACACAUUAUUGGUUAUCCACAGUAAUUAACAUUCCUCCAUGUUAUAAUGAAUUGAUUUUCAUUGUCUUUAAUCUAUUUUUAGUUUUGUGGCAAACACAUUUUCACUCAUAUCUGUGUCAAUUAAUGCAAACAACAUAAUAGCACAAAGCAGUGCUUUUUAUCGUAUUGAAUUCUUGUUGGUAACAUUACUACACUGAAAUGAUUUAGUAGUAUUAUACAAUGAUUUCUACAUUCCCAUUGUUGUAUGAGGACAGUGCUAUGACCCAAUUACUAUGGCAACACACAACAAAGAUCAAACUUGUUUUUGUUUUAAGAAUAGUGCUUAUUUUUGCAGUAAAUAUGUUAUUGUUUAAAUUGUUAGCAAUGACUUUAAACUAUAAAAUUUUGGGGGCUAUAGGAUUCCUUCAGUCGAUGUGAUCACUGACCACCUCUCUUUGCUCUAUACAAGUGAAGCAUUAAAGAGAUUGCUUACCACGUUUCCAGUGCCGAGACUCCUCUGUUAAAGACUCCAGCUCUGACUUCCGGUGAUCUCAUCCAAACCAACGCUUCACAUUGUGAAGCAUUGUUGAGAAGAAUGUAUGCGUGACAAAACACAGCGUUCCUCCAAUCAAAUGUUGCUGUUAGCAGCAUUGCAUUAAAUAACUUAUUUUUCUCUGUAAUGGAGACAGAAGUGCCUCUAGUGACAGUCAGGAAGACAUCUGCCAGAGUCAUUCUUAAAGGGACACUGUAGGCACCCAGACUAAUUGAGCUGUUUGAAGUGGUCUGGGUGCCAACUCCCAUCACCCUUAACCCUGCAAAUGUAAUUAUUGCAGUUUUUAUAAACUGCAAUAAUUACCUUGUAGGGUUAAGUCCUCCUCUAGUGGCUGUCUACCAGACAGUCACUAGAGGGACUUCUGGCUUCUUAGACGACUUUUUGGUCGUCUAAACUAAGCUGGACGUCCUCACGCUAUGCAUGAGGACCUCCAGCAUCGCCGGAACCCCCAUAGGAAAGCAUUUACUAAUCGCGUCGGCGGAGGAGAAGCGUUUGCGGAGGCUGACCCAGCACCGAGGGACAUCGCACAGGAUUCAGGUAAGUAUCUAAAAGGGUUUUAACCCCUUUAGCGACGUGGAAAGGGGGGCGGGCGGGAGGGGGCACUACAGGAUUGUCUAGUGCCAGAAAAACAGGUUUGUUUUCCUGACACUGGAGAAUCCCUUUAACACUUCAAUGUACACAAUGUGCCAUUGAUUUGCAAACAACUUAUUUCAAAAUAGAUUUUUCUCAAUGUUUAAAAAUUGAUUGACAGGGAAAGCAGAAGAAAUCUCCCCCAGACUGUCCUUCUGCUCUCUAUGCAUUAUAUAAACAAUGCAUUCAAAAAGUGUUAACACCUUCAGGACCGCUGACGGUACAGGACCGUCAUCGGAAAUAUCCCCUUGAGGACCAAUGACAGUCCUGAACCAUCAUACCGGUAAUAGUUACUCCGAUCGCCGCCUAUAUAUAUAUAUCAUAUCAUACUAAGUGUAUUUUUAUUUUAAUAUAUUCAUAUAUUAAUAUAAAAAUACACUUUUAAAUUACACACGUAUAUAUAACUAUAUAUUGUAUAUAUAUAUAUAUAUAUAUAUAUAUAUAUAUAUAUUAUAAAAUAUAAAUAAGUAAAUAAAACAAUGUAAAAAUAAUUAAAAUAUUUAAAAAAAAAUAAUUUUAUUCUAACUGUAUUUUGAUAUUAAUAUAUAUAUAUAUAUAUAUAUAUAUAUAUCAAAAUACACUUAGAAUGAAAUUAUAUAUAUAUAUAUAUAUAUAUAUAUAUAUAAAUAGAUAAAAAUAAUACGAAGUUUAUAUAUAUCCAUAUACAAAAUUAUAUAAAUAAUUUCAUAAAUAUACACGUAGACUGCAAAUAUAUAAAUAUGUAUAUAUAUUUAAAUUCUACAUUCUAAAUUUUUACAUAAUUAAGUAAUUUUAUUGAUUGCAAUUUGAGGGACCUGCCUGACAACCCAGGCCGAAAGUACAGAGAAUUAACCCCUUAAGGACACAACUUCUGGACUAAAAGGGAAUCAUGACAGAAUAUUUCCGUCAUGUGUCCUUAAGGGGUUAAAUUUGCUAGCACUGUAUUUAAUCUUGUAACUUUCUAUGACACCCUAAAACCUGUCCAUGGGUACACUCUGGAGACUUCGCUGAACACAAAUAUUAAUGUUUCAAAACAGUAAAACAAAUCACAGCGAUGAUAUUGUCAGUAAAAGUGAAAUUUUUUGCAUUUUUUACACACAAACGGCACUUUCAGUGAUGAUAUAAUUGUUGUGAUAUGUUUUACUGUUUUGAAACACUUAAUUUGUAUCCAGCAAAGUCUCCCGAGUAUAACUGUACCCCCCCCCUCCAUCUACAAGUUACAGGGUCAAAUUAUAAAGGUCACAUUUUUUUACAUUGAAAUUUGCCAGGUUGGAUAUAUUGCCUUUGAGAGUAGCCCAGGAAUGAGAAUUACCCCCAUGAUGGCAUACCAUUUGCAAAAGAAGACAACCCAAGGUAUUGCAAAUGGGGUAUGUUCAGUCUUUUUUAUUAGCCACUUAGUCACAAACACUGGCUAAAGUUAGCGUUCAUAAUAGUUUUUUGCAUUUUCAACACAAACAAAUAUAAAUGCUAACUUUGGCCAGUGUUUGUGACUAAAUGGCUUCUAAAAAAGACUGGACAUACCCCAUAUUGAAUAUCCUGGGGUUUCUACUUUAAAAAAAAUAUGUGCAUGUGAGGUGUGAUUCAGAGAUUUAUGACAGAUAACAGUGUUACAAUGUCACUAUUGAUACAUUUUAAGAAUAAAUAUUUUGAAACAGCAAUGUCCUACUUGUACUUAUAGCCCUAUAAUUGCAAAAAAAGGAAAAAAGCAUGUAAACACUGGUUCUUUUUAAACCCAGGACAAACGUUUUAAUCUAUUUAGCAGUUUUUUUCAUUAGCUUUUGUAGAUAAGUAAAAGAUGUUUCAAGUAAAAGUAAAAAAACAUUUAUUUUUCAUUUUUUUCACCAUAUUUUACUAUUUUUUUUUAAAGUAAAUUAUAUGACAUGAUACAAAUAAUGGUAUGUAAAGAAAGCCCUUCUUGUCCUGAAAAAAACAAUAUAUAAUUUGUAUGGGAACAAUAAAUGAAAAUUACAGCCAAACACAACCACCACAAAAGUGUUAAAACAGCUCUAUUAUUGAACAACAACCAUGUUCUCAAUGAACCCAAAAAACUCAUUAAUAUCAAAGCUGAAUAUAUUUGGAAGUAGUUUUUAGUUUGUUUUUAGUUAUAGCUAUGUUAGGGGGAUAUCUGUGUGUGCAGGUGACUAUUACUGUGCAUAAUUAUUAGGCAACUUAACAAAAAACAAAUAUAUACCCAUUUCAAUUAUUUAUUAUUACCAGUGAAACCAAUAUAACAUCUCAACAUUCACAAAUAUACAUUUCUGACAUUCAAAAACAAAACAAAAACAAAUCAGUGACCAAUAUAGCCACCUUUCUUUGCAAGGACACUCAAAAGCCUGCCAUCCAUGGAUUCUGUCAGUGUUUUGAUCUGUUCACCAUCAACAUUGCGUGCAGCAGCAACCACAGCCUCCCAGACACUGUUCAGAGAGGUGUACUGUUUUCCCUCCUUGUAAAUCUCACAUUUGAUGAUGGACCACAGGUUCUCAAUGGGGUUCAGAUCAGGUGAACAAGGAGGCCAUGUCAUUAGAUUUUCUUCUUUUAUACCCUUUCUUGCCAGCCACGCUGUGGAGUACUUGGACGCGUGUGAUGGAGCAUUGUCCUGCAUGAAAAUCAUGUUUUUCUUGAAGGAUGCAGACUUCUUCCUGUACCACUGCUUGAAGAAGGUGUCUUCCAGGAACUGGCAGUAGGACUGGGAGUUGAGCUUGACUCCAUCCUCAACCCGAAAAGGCCCCACAAGCUCAUCUUUGAUGAUACCAGCCCAAACCAGUACUCCACCUCCACCUUGCUGGCGUCUGAGUCGGACUGGAGCUCUCUGCCCUUUACCAAUCCAGCCACGGGCCCAUCCAUCUGGCCCAUCAAGACUCACUCUCAUUUCAUCAGUCCAUAAAACCUUAGAAAAAUCAGUCUUGAGAUAUUUCUUGGCCCAGUCUUGACGUUUCAGCUUGUGUGUCUUGUUCAGUGGUGGUCGUCUUUCAGCCUUUCUUACCUUGGCCAUGUCUCUGAGUAUUGCACACCUUGUGCUUUUGGGCACUCCAGUGAUGUUGCAGCUCUGAAAUAUGGCCAAACUGGUGGCAAGUGGCAUCGUGGCAGCUGCACGCUUGACUUUUCUCAGUUCAUGGGCAGUUAUUUUGCGCCUUGGUUUUUCCACACGCUUCUUGCGACCCUGUUGACUAUUUUGAAUGAAACGCUUGAUUGUUCAAUGAUCACGCUUCAGAAGCUUUGCAAUUUUAAGAGUGCUGCAUCCCUCUGCAAGAUAUGUCACUAUUUUUGACUUUUCUGAGCCUGUCAAGUCCUUCUUUUGACCCAUUUUGCCAAAGGAAAGGAAGUUGCCUAAUAAUUAUGCACACCUGAUAUAGGGUGUUGAUGUCAUUAGACCACACCCCUUCUCAUUACAGAGAUGCACAUCACCUAAUAUGCUUAAUUGGUAGUAGGCUUUCGAGCCUAUACAGCUUGGAGUAAGACAACAUGCAUAAAGAGGAUGAUGUGGUCAAAAUACUAAUUUGCCUAAUAAUUCUGCACUCCCUGUAUAAGUCUUCCUAAGCCAUCUCUUGAUUUGAGCUACGCUCAAGAUGUUUUAUGUAUAUAUAAUUUACUGUUCUAGAGAAAGUUUCUUUGUGGAACUGAAACGUUGACCUUAUUUUAUGUGAUGGAAGAAAUAAAUCUGGACUUCUGGACUUUGAAGACCGAGAGUGCCGGUACAACGUCUUUUGUUUUGUAUGUAGAUAGUCUGUUACUGGGCACCAGUCAUGAUACAUUUGUUUGAGUGCAGAAUUCUUAAAGACUAUAUAUUUAUAUAUAGUCAGUACAUUUUUAAACACAUAUCUGCACAUCAGUCAAGCCAUAAGACUUGCUUUUCCCACAGAAAUCUUACAUUUGCAGGGAUGUUACUACCGCAAGGUAUUCUGGAUGGGCAAAUGCAAAUUAGUUCAACAAAAAAAAUAAUCUAAUUUUUGACUCAUGAUUCAAUUUUCAACAUGGAUUCCUUGGAGUUUAUUUGCUGUAUACAACAGCUUUGAAACACAACAGGUUGAUUACUGGCUUGCUAGUGAGGCUUGGCAUUACCCACGGAGCGCAAACAAGGAAAGUUAUGAUGGGGAAAAAAAGUGAUUGAAUACCCAUUCCAACUGAACUCAGUGGAUAGUCAAUACAUUGUUAAGCACUGAUCUGCACACCAGUUUUAUAUAUAUAUAUAUAUAUAUAUAUACAUACACACAAAUUAUAUGUAUGUAGGGGAAGACCAUAGAGACUAACAGUUGUUUUUCAAGAAAUGUCUGACACAAGGUGUAUGUAUAUGGCUGAAGGAUCCUUUCAUAUACUAAAAAGUAGGGAAGAAUUUUACUUAUUUUUUUUUUUAUCAUAUACUUCAUUUAAAAAUAAAAAAUCCCUUCAAAGCCUGGGGAAAAGAUCGCUAUAUAAUUUUUUUUAAUUAUUAUUAAAGUUUUCCUUUAAAUUGUAAGGUCUAUAGACUAGAUGUGUUCAAGUGUUGUAUAAUAGCUCAGAAUCUAUUGCUCCUUUAUAAUUAAAUUAUAGUGUUGUAAUAUUUCAUAAAAUAAACGUAAAAUGUUCCAUAACGUGUCAAUAUGUGGGCUAUUAUAUUUUGUUCUUAGGUAUUUGACCCACCUAUGUAGCACCUAUUUCUCAGUAAUAAUUAUGACAGAUAAUGUAGAAAAACCUGAUUUGACAAUCUGUCUGUAGGGUUCCAAAGUAAUUUUUUUUUUACAGAACAAAAGGCAAUUCGUUGGUAAUGUAAAAAUGAUUCAAUGGCAAAGAAAUACUUAUAAUCAGAAACGAUCAAUCACUGCAGGUGUUUAAAUACAAAGCAGCAAGCUUCCUGUAACAAGAAGCUUUGGCAGUUGUCAAAAGCCUUCUAAAAGUGUGCUUGCCUUAUGUGUGACUUAACCCCUUAAGGACCAAACAUCUGGAAUAAAAGGGAAUCAUCACAUGUCACACGUCAUGUGUCCUUAAGGGGUUAAAGGAAAACUACAAAUACCUAAAGCACUUUAGAGUGUGUCCUUUUUUACAUUGACACCAGCUGUCAAUCAAAGAACCAGUUCUAUUACUUCCUGGUUUGUUUAGUUCACUGGAGCUAAAGUCAAGGGGCAGCAAUUGCUCAGAGUAACUGCCUUGCAAAGACUUCUCAUUAUGCUACAUUGGGACUUCUGUGAUAGGACAGCCACAAAAAGUCUGAUCUGGGGAAGAAGGGGAGGGUUUGCAAAGGCAGCAGACAAGAAAUCUGUGACUUUUGCAAUUUUUUUUAGAUAUACCCCAAUGUAAUUAUUAUUAUUAUUUUUUAAUAAUUAAAUGCAUGCAUUUUAUCACAGGGUAAUAUGUACUAUAUAAGAUAAGAAGAAGAUAAGAAUAUGCUUUGGAGGAAAUAUUUCAGUGAGAUGGACUAUUAGCUAAAGCAAUUCUUGCAAAAUGUUGCCGUUAUUAGCAAAUGUGUGUAGGGACUUUGUGGCAGGGAGCUGUUUUGCACCAUGCAGAAGAGACACCAUUGAAAAAAUAGGCCUCAGAUACAAAAUGUACUAAAGCUAAAAUAUAGGUUGGCUAGGUGAUUUAAAGGACUUAUCCCUUAUUGAAUUUGAUAAUUCAUAAAGACAAGUUCCACUGAGGAGCAUGGCUCCGGAAAACAUUACCACUGAUAAAAUGUCACUUUUACUAGUAAUGUUAAAAAUCUAUAUAGAUAUACAGUAAAGUUAGAUUGAAAGAAAAAGACAACAUUGUCUAAACCAGUGAAUUGGAGUCUACAACAUCUGGGGAUCUAUCUAUUGGGCAGUCCUGGUCUAAAACAACACAAUAGUGUUACUGUGAUAUGUUCUCAAAGUGCACCAAAUGUUGGUUAACAGCGAGGCUACACAAUAUUGUUUUUUUAAUCUGCCACAAUGAUGGCUCAGGUGCAGAAACUAUUCAGGUCACCGAAAUCACUGGUAGCAAAGGUUAAAGGGACACUCCAGGCACCCAGACCACUUCUGCCCAUUGGAGCUGUCUGGGUGCCAACUCUCAUCACCCAUAACCCUGCAAGUGUAAUUAUUACAGUUUUGAUAAACGCUAUGCAUGAGGACCUCCAGCAUCGCGGGAAUCCCCAUAGGAAAGUAUUAAAUAAUGCUUUUACUAUGGGGAGGUCUAAUGCGGGAGCACGGCCAUUGCCGCGCAUGCGCAUUAAGAGCGUGGGCGGAGCCUGACCCAGCGCCGAGGGACAUCGGGGCAGGAUUCAGGUAAGUCACUGAAGGGUUUUUAACCCAUUCAGCAACAUGGGCUGGGGGUGGGAGGGAGAGAGGCACUGCAGGGUCCUGCAGUGCCAGGAAAACGGAUUUGUUUUCCUGGCACUGGAAAGUCCCUUUAAGAGAUGUUGCAAUAGAAUGCCUCAAUAUUAUAAAUUUGUAUCAUUAAAAAGAUUUACACUUAACAUUAUGAACCACAGUUCGAGUUUUCUACAAUUAGAGCGAAGAUUUUAUGGUUUGAGCCGAAUAAAUGCUAGAAGCUAUAUAUUGUGUUUGAUUUAUAUCAGUCUAUAGAUACAAUUCAGAGAAAACUCUGGAUUAAACCAUGUUGUCUUUUUAUUUCACUCUAAUGUUACUGUAUAACUAUAGAGAUUUUUUAACAUUACUAAUAAAAUGAUAUUUUACCAGUGGUAAUUUCUUUAUCAAGCCAAGCUCCUUAGUGGAGCUCGUCCUUAUGGUAGAAGAGAUGUUUGAUAAACUACUUGGAGCGGCCCUUUAAAAAUAUCUUACAAAUUAUAAAACCAUUUAAAAUAACAAAAUGAUUAACAAUACAUUUAGACAGUAUUUUUAAUGUUUUAUUACAUAAUAUAAAGUCUAUUUUUGUCAGGUUUAUGCGUAAUGUCUACUGGUUAUGCCGAUCCACUGUGUUCAUUUUUCAAUCCAAAGGGAUUAAUUAUAUUGUUUAGUUUAGUCUUUCUUGCUAUGACUGGUAUGCUAUAGUGAGCAAAGGACUUUGUGAAACAUCUGUGUGAUCAUACAUCACGUUAUAAAAUCCUAAGCAUGUCUGUUCCAUUAUUCAUACAGUGAGCAAUAUGCAGCCCGAUGAAAUGGACUGGAACAAAGCCUAUUCGUCAAAUCCUCCCAUAAGAAUGGCAGGGCCUGUUUUAACGUCCCUAGGAUCUCCUUCUGUGGACCACUACCCAGUCUUCCAAGGGCAUCAUACACCGCCAUCGGAUCUAUAUCACUAUCAUCACAUGGGCCCUCCCAGCCAGAUGAGUUCUGUAUAUCAUCACCCCUCGGUAUCAGAGUUCCAGAUGGUCCAGGGAAUCGGCUCUGAUGGCAAAUAUGGUUCCCUUCUUAGUCUUUUACAACCUGACAGAUACCAAAUACCUCUGCAGGAGUCAAUUAUGAAACCAGAACCUAUUUCAGCUACAGCAACAGGACCUUCUGGAUCAGAAAGUCUGAAUUAUAGAAUGAAUUCACAAGCAGGUAAAUAAAUAUUGAAUGUGAGAUUAAGCUACAGCAUGGCCUUAAUUGUUUUAUAAUUGUAAAAUUUACAAUACAAUACAAUAAAAAACAAAGAAAAGAGUUACCCAAAUCCCUAUGCAUAUAAAAAUAACUGGAGGUUUUGUAUCACCCCAAUGGCCAUUAGGUGUAAACUCACCUUCCACGCCUAGGGAAGCCUCUUAGGUGGGUCCUACACUAACAAUUCACCUUCCUUGCUUCAGCAUCAGGCAAACAAAAUCUCUAAUGAGACAGAGAGGGGUAUUUUUCUUAAAGGGACACCGUAGGCACUGUAUCUGCUUCAUCUCAUUAAACUGGUUAUAGUGUCUGGAGUCCCCUGGUACCACCAUUUCUUUUAACAUUAAACAGUUUUUAACGUUUUAUGGUUCUAAUGCUAAACAAGAGUCCCUGGCAGUCCAUCCCCUCUGUGCUGCUUUGGCUAAUAAGGAAGUAUUACCCCGAGCAGCAAUGAGCAGCUGUGAUUGACUGAGAGUGUCAGCUGACUGCUUUUAGCCUGUCAGAGCACCAACUGACAGUAUGAAUGGGUAUGACAACAAGGAAGUGUGUAAACUCGUACAGAAGGGGCCGGAUUGUGGGUGGCCAGGGACUCUUAUUUUGUGGCAUACUGCACAAACAUGUGCAACACUGAAUGGAGGGACAGUGCCAGGAUGCUCCAGGCACUGUAACCAAUUCAAAGAGAUUAAAUGUUUAUAGUGACUACAGUGUCCCUUUAAGAAAGAUCAAUGAGGGCAUUUUUCUGACUAAACGCUGCUUUUAGUUAUAUGACUAUUUAUUUCUAUUUUGUGAUGUAAACAUCAGGGGCAUUGCUGGUACUUGACAACAAAGUAAAACUUGUACCAUCCCCUAGUCCAACCGUUGAACUUUUUCAAACUCUGCUCCUUACUUCACCACUGGCUUCCAUUGCCCUUGCGUCUUCUUUUGUCAUGCAACGUCAUACUCGACAAUCUAUCAUAAGAGCUAUUGACUCACACAGCACCCAUAUAGUUUGUAUCAAUAUCACAGCACCCAUUGAACAUAGAAUGCCCAUAUAGAAUGCAUCAAUAUUAUAACACCCAUCUAAUAUACAGCAAACAUAUAGAAUGCAUUAAUAUCACUGUUCCCAUCGAACAUACAGCAUCUAUAUAGAAUGUAUCAAUAUCACUGCAUCCAUCUAACAUACAGAAACAAUACAAAAUGUGGUGCAAGCAAGUCCAAGUUCUUCCUGCAGCAAAUAUUAGCUUCCAUGGGCAUACCUAGAACAUUUGGCACCCAGGGCGGAUCCUGUUUGGUCCCUCUUCCUUCCUCCCCCUCUAUUUUUUUAUUAAAAAAAAAUCACCUGCAACAUUUUUAAAAUGUUUUCUUUUUUAAAUGUAUUGCAUAAAUUUGUAAACUUUUUAAAACCCCUGUCAACCCCCUUCUACAAAACCCCUGUCCUGCCCCUUUCCUAAAAAAAACCCUGUCCUGCCCCCUUCUACAAAUCCCCUGCUCAGCCCCCCUUAUACAAGACCCCUGCCCCAAUACAAAACCCCUGCCCCCUUCUACAAAAUCCCUACGCCCCCUCACACACAGUUACAGGCAGACAGUCACACACACACGUAGUCACAGACAGACAGUCACACACGCUCAGUUACAGACACACAGUCACACACACUCAGUAACAGGCAGACACUUACACACACAGAAACAGGCAGACAGGCACACACACACACACUCUCAGUAACAGGAAGACAGGUGCACACACAGGCAGACAGUCACACACACACACACACACACACACACACAGGCAGACAGUCACGCAGUCAGACAGGCAGGCAGGCAGACAGACAGGCAGUCAGUCAAGCAGACAGUCAGGCACACAGACAGUCAGGCAGACACGCAGACAAUCAGGCAGAUUUAUUUCUUCUCACAGACCCGGGAAUAAUGAAAUCCUCCACCCAGGUACCUGCUCUAGCUCCCCCCCUGCAUUUCUAUCACCCGGCCAUGUGUGAGCUGUGUCGGCCGCAUGGCGUCCCCUGCUCCAUGGCUCCCUGUGCGGCCCCUCAGCUCGCACACCCCUAAGGCCAGCCCUGGACCAGUAUGCCACUGUUAGCUUCCUAAAUUUUUAAUCUGAUUUUUAUUCAAUAUGUAGUCUUACAAAUUUUCAUAUCCUCUAAUCUAUAAAUGAAAGUAUAACUGGUGCAAAACAAGCUGUGGGCAGGAGGAGGUUUUUAAUGGACAAUAGCAAGAAUGAACUAUAUAUUUAAAGAGUUACUCUAACUCUUUUUAUUCUGUUCGAAUAAUGAUCUAUUGGCAUUAUUAUUCUUUAGGUCCCUCCUAAAUAACCCUGUAAAAAAUGUUGUCGAAGAAGUUUUACUCAUAUAAAUCCAAUGGUGGGCAAAGGUUCUGGCGCGGCUUGGCAUGUUCCCUUGUGACAUCACAGGAGCUGCGCAGAGUCCAAUGAAAGGGAGGGUGAGAAGAAGUGGGAGGCAAAGAAGGAGGAGGGAGCGUGGGUGGUAGGGUGCAGACAGGAAGAGAGGGAGGGAAGAAGGUGAGACACAAGGUCCCUCUUGCAGGCUCUACAAAGUGAAAACAGAGAAUGUAUGUUGCCAGUGUGCAGUGUGGGCUGACGACAGUUGUAAAAUAUGCACAAAAUUUACAUCUGUCACUUGUGCCGGGGGUGUAACUAGCCCCUGGCACAUAACUGCAAAUAAUUUCGGAUUGGCAGUAUUUUAAGCUGAAGCUCUGCACAUCCAGACUCCUACCACCAUGACUACAUUAAAAAGCAGAUGUGAUCAUAGUGAUUGAAGUAACAAUUUGUUAAUGGCUUUAGUUAUUUAAAAAUGCAAUGGGGGCUGAAUUAUUUUUUACCAUGCUUUAAAGAUAUGUCCCAUAUUAUACGACACUCACCCAAUUUCAUGGUCCUUUAGGACUCUAUUAUGGGUAUAUAUAAGAGACAAAUCUGUCAGCCACACCGGGAUAGAUAAAUAGGCCAGCCAUAUGGGGGGAAUGUUAGCCCCCAGUCAGAGUAAAUUAUAGAAUGUUAACAUGAGUAGAAGAUAACUGCUUAAAAACCCACCUUUUCCCCAAAGCGUUAUGAAUUUUAGAUCAAAAUGUUUUAUAGUUAAGUUGUGUUUCAGCACUUUAGUAAAAUAGUGCGAUAUACGAAUAUAUAUUUUUUCAUUGCAUGUUGCAUUGAUUGAAGUAACUGGACUGAUCAUAGAGAAAAUCCUAAUACACUCUAAAUUAAAAAUCUAUGCAGUGAAUAAAUGUAACCAAUAUGGUAUUUAAUGGUACUAUAGCUCUGAGUUAAAACAAAUUAAAAGAGGCUUUCUACUGAUGGUUAGGCACAUUGGUGAUUUUCUAUUAUGGCAAGGUGGGAAAAUAUAUUAAACCCAUGCAAUACUAACCUUAUAUUAUAUUCUUAUACAGUUGCAAGAAAAAGUAUGUGAACCCUUUGGAAUGAUAUGGAUUUCUGCACAAAUUGAUCAUAAAAUGUGGUCUGAUCAUCAUCUAAGUCACAACAAUUAUUAGUUUCUGCUUAAACUAAUAACACACAAAGAAUGAAAUGUUGCCAUGUUUUUAUUGAACACACCAUGUAAACAUUCACAGUGCAGGUGGAAAAAGUAUGUGAACCCCUAGACAAAUGACAUCUCCAAGAGCUAAAUGUCAGCCAACUGGAUUCCAAUCAAUGAGAUGAGAUUGGAGGUGUUGGCUACAUCACAUUUUAUGACCAAUUUGUGCAGAAAUCCAUAUCAUUCCAAAGGGUUCACAUACUUUUUCUUGCAACUGUAUUGACUUGGGUCCUUAGUAGGGAAACUCUCAUUAAUUUGUAAUGUGUACAUGUACUAUGUCCCAUGGUGUUUUAGCUCCCUCUAAUGGUUGCUAGAGCAAUUGUACUAUCGAUUCAUCAAUGUAAAUUUUAACUCCACCUAAAACAAUAUAAUAUACUAACGGAAGCAAAUGUAUAUUGACAAUUGACAUGUUUAGAUUUUAUGCAAAACAUGCAGGGAAUGGCCCCAGGUGGGCCUGGUGUAGCACAACUGUCCAGUGCCCACCACUGUAAAGUCAAUAAUAUCUUCAGCUAGGUCCCCAGAUUGUACAGGCACUAGGGGGCAAUUUGAAGAACAUCAAACAUGAAUCUAUAUCCACUCUAACUCGAAAAUCAGAAUGUCCAUCAGGAGCCACAAAGCACAGAUUAAGUCCAAAUCACAUUAAGAAAUGUGAGCCUUCACACAGGUAUUAUAACAUGGAACCAGGAAACACACACACACACACACACACACACACACAAACAUUCUGGAAGCUCAAACCAUGCAACCUGGAGUCAGAAACCUGAUUAGCAAUGGUAGAACCUGCUUGGAACAUGAAGGGUUGGCAAAGGGCAUAUGGCCUGCAGACUCACACCAUUCUUUUGUAUAUUACAAUAGCAGCAGGUGCAUGUUAUCUGUGUACAGUAGACCCGUGCACAAAUGUGCAACAGAUUGGGCAAACAAAUCAAAAGCCUUUUUAAUCAAAGCCCUUACGUUCAUUGAAAGAGACUCCACAGGUAAAUCCCGGAUGGAUUGAUUUAUUUGGCCAUGGAUUAAAAGGCGUUUGAUUUGUUCCUCCAGCUGUAAGAUCUAGUUGGCAUCAGCCAAUAAUCAUGCAGCAUCUUAACUAGCCCAACACUGUGUGUGUUUGUGCAUGGGCUGGUAGCCUUCAAUCACAAUGUUCUCCAGGCUUAGACUGGCCACUGGCAUAUCUCCCAGUGCACUCUAGUAUCUGGGGUUCCCCGGGCUGCAACUUGUGAUACUUUGCCAGCAAAAGACACUUUUACAACUACAUACAUGUUUGCAAUUUUUUAUCAGCUUAUAUUUUUUAUUAGUUGUAGUUGCAAAUUAUUUUUAUUGGCUAUUACAUUUUUAGUUUGUCAUAAAAAUGCUAUAUUGUGCCCUUUUAAAAAAAUUUUUUUAUUAAUCUUCACUUUUCUCUUAUUCUAGGUCUUCAUCCACAGGAAAGACGAAAAGAGUUUUUCCACCCUCAGGAUAGAAGGAAGGAUUUAUACUUUUAUUAA
Pelobates cultripes (western spadefoot toad) is the source of this 39995-nucleotide messenger RNA. Lineage: Eukaryota; Metazoa; Chordata; Amphibia; Anura; Pelobatidae. The record is from the annotation of a GenBank genome assembly.